This is a messenger RNA of Corticium candelabrum, 3526 nucleotides long. RefSeq names its product serine/threonine-protein kinase MRCK alpha-like. Bases 262 to 3216 code for a protein of 984 amino acids. The transcript is spliced from 21 exons. NCBI's taxonomy places the organism in Eukaryota, Metazoa, Porifera, Homoscleromorpha, Homosclerophorida, Plakinidae. Gene Ontology annotation, molecular function: protein serine/threonine kinase activity. Gene Ontology annotation, biological process: actomyosin structure organization; peptidyl-threonine phosphorylation. Gene Ontology annotation, cellular component: cytoskeleton; cytoplasm. The record is from RefSeq and is a predicted model, not a curated record.
GUCAACAGGCACAGUUAUUCAGGGAGGACAACAGAUCAGCAUGAGUCUAUAGUGGUACUAGACUAGAGGUCUAAUUUGGGGUCCACACCAAUAGUACUCCAUGGGAACAAAGUCUUUCCUGUUGAUUUACAAUAUACCAUGUAGUUGAGGAGAGUGGACAUUAAUGUUAAAUGGUUUAUUGUUUGUUAUUUUCUGUUGUUGUGUAUUAGGGUACACGACGAGAAGGAUGCAAGAAACUACUUGCAGUCGUUGUCGAAGAAGAUGGCUGAGGAACUGGAUACUAUCAAGUCAGCAGGAGCAGCAAGGCGAUCGGCAUCCGGGACGUGGCAAAACAGGAAAACGUACAAACAGAACAAGCAGGAGUUACUGUCCGUCCAGGCAGACUUACGGAAUCAAGUGGAGGCCAAACAGAAGCUGGUGGACGAGAAAGAUCAGCUAGAAGGAGCUUUGACUGCUUCAGAGACGAAACUGCGAGAGAGUGAGAUGUUGAAUCGUGACAUCAUUGAGCAAAUGAAUCGACUGCGGAUGGAUAGAGAUUUGUUACAGAAGGAGUUGGAGAUGAUAAGAUCGAAGAGUCAAGACAACGUCAGCAGUCGAGAAUCUACAAUGUCAUUUAGAACAUUCUUGAACAGCACCGAUCCUUCAGGCGAACGAGUAAGACCAAUAGCGACUAGCAGUCCAACAUCAUCAGAACCAGCUACUCCAACACGUUUGCCAUUGAAUGAAUCAGCAGUCGUGUCUGCAGUGGCAACAGCUGCAGCCGUUGUGAAUGCCGCUCUGUAUGCUGGAGAGAUUAAGGAAGAGGAAGAAUCCGAGUCGACUUCGGCACCAGAGUCACCGGCUAUCACACUACUGAGACCGAAGAAAGUGGUUCCAUCGCCAAAGAUGCCACGAGGCAAACCGCAUCAUUUUCAAGUGAAAACGUUUCUUAAGCCGACGAAAUGUCAUCACUGUACGUCGAUUAUGAUUGGACUUGUCAGACAAGGCAUGUGUUGUGAAGUGUGUCAUUAUUCGUGUCAUUUUCACUGUGCCGAAAAGGUGCCUUACCCUUGCCCUACAUCUUCUGACAAAAGCAUGAGAUUGUCUGGUAUCGAUCCCAAGAAAGGCAUCGGAACGGCAUGUGAGGGAUGGGUGAAGGUGCCCAAGCCGGGUGGCGUCAAGAAGGGAUGGUUGAGACACUAUGCAAUUGUGUGCGACUUCAAACUUUUUCUGUACGAACCGACGACUCCGCAGGAAAAGGAAAAGGCCGUCUCGGUCAGCAUCGUCACCACAGUCGACAUGAGAGACGAGUUGUUUGAGGUUGGUGGCGUGCAGAAGUCCGACGUCAUCCACGCGCCUUUGAAAUUGCUUCCCAACAUUUUCAAGGUUGUUGCGUCUGCGUACAAUACAAAUGGACCUCAGGCUCAGCUGCUUGUGUUGACUGAGAGUCCGAACGAGCAGCGACGGUGGGUGAACGUGUUGAGAGAGCUGAAGAAGGCACUGUCACAGACCGAGCAGCCGGCGAGAACGAUCUAUACUGCGAAAGAGGUGUAUGACACUUCACAGUUGGAGUUUAUAAGAGAGACGACUUGUGCAGCUGUUGUUGAUUCUGAUAGAAUUGUUGUGGGAACAGAGGAGGGUCUCUAUGGUGUCGAACUGACAGAUGAUGCGGUUCUUCUAGUUGAAAAGGAAAAGCGCGUUUACCAGUUAGAAGUCAUUCCGGAUGAACAACUCGUUGCUGUCUUAUCGGGUCGACAGAAACACGUGCGACUUUACCCUUUGCCUGCUUUGGACGGCCAGCAACUGGAGGGAGUCGUCAAAGUCCAAGAGUCGAAAGGAGCGCAAGUGUUUGCUUGGGGUCCAAUCCGAGUCGGUGCACUGAAUUGUCUCUGUGUGGCGGUGAAGAAGAAAGUGUACGUUUACGAGCUGAACAAGACAAGGUUGAAACACAGAAAGAUCAAGGAGAUGGUGACGCAGAGGGAGACACAAUGGAUGGGCGUAUUCAAUGGGAAACUCUGUGUUGGGUAUGCGUCCGGCUUCGUUCUUUACUCAGUUCAAGGAGAAGGACAAGCCACGAGUCUCAUUCAUAAAGACGACCUUUCACUUGGAUUUGUGACGCUUAACCCUCUUGAUGCGAUGUGCUGCAUCGAGUUGGACCAGAAGAAAGAAUAUCUUCUCUGUUUCAACAUGCUUGGCGUCUACGUCGAUGCUCAAGGUCGCAGAGCAAGAAGACAAGAACUCAUGUGGCCGUCGUUGCCUCUUUCGAUAUCUUAUUCGGCUCCUUACGUUAUUGUGUGCAGUCAGAACACGGUGGACAUCUUCGACGUUGUGACAGCAGAAUGGCUUCAAACUCUUCCUCAAAAGAGGACGCAUGCGCUGUGUCGUGACGGGUCGCUUGUUCUGUGGCACGGCUCCGACUCUCCCAAACUUCUCUUCCUGAAAGGCGCCCAUCUGGACGACUCCGACGCCGAGCUUUGCGUUCCGGACGGAAAUUGUCGAGGUCGGCGACCGCACUUUAUUGACAAGCGAGCAAGCAAACGACGGUUUUCUUCGCGACAUCUUGUUGUUGGAGGGAGCGGAGCACGAACGGCGAUAUCGAAUCCGAGUAAUUUCAGUCAUAUUCAACACGUUGGCCCGGAUGCAGUUACGGCUAAUCUCGUGAGUCGACAGAGCGACGAAGAGCUCAACAAGCUGGUAGGAAAGCCGUCUCGGGCGGCGAGUGCCAUUCCUUCGUCCGUCGCCUCCAAGACUCGACCAGCAAAGCGAGCCGUGAGCGCAUCCGCCCUGAAAUCGUCGUCGCCCGCUCCGUCGUCUAGCACUCUCACGUCGCUCUCGAACGGUCCGAACGACAGCGUCGCCAUACCGCGCCAUCUCUCCGACCAGCAAUCGCUGCACAACGAGAACAUCCUGCAGGUCGACCCGACGACGGGCGGCAUGUCGAUGCGUCGGUCGUCAAUCGGCAGCGCCGGCUCGUCGUUUCCGCACUCAAUCCGUGAGAACUCGCCGUCGAACGUGUCGCAGUCGAGCGACAUCUUGCCGACCGACGAGCCGCCGCCCGCCUACGCGCCGCCGCCGAUCGACGAUUUCGAAGCCGGUCGGCAGUCGCGUGACGGCAGCGUCGGGCAAGACGCGCUGUCGGUCGGUGAUACCGAGGGCUCUCCGCCGCCUGCCUAUACGUUUCCUCCGACGGACGAUUGGGGACUAGACGAGGUGGACACGUUCAAGACAGAGUGUUGAUGUGAGAUAUUGCGAUGUGAGAUAUUGCGAGGUCUAGACGGUGACGGUGCGUGUGAUUAAAUGCGUGACACAUUCAAGUGUGCAUGAAUCUAUAUGAUUUAUUUGCGGGGGGUGUGUAUAACGGGGUGUAGUACUGUAGUGUAGUUUGUGUGGGUUGGGUUGAAUUUUCGUGCGGACACAAGCUAGUGCAGUUUUUACCAUUUCAUUCUGCGCGUUGCAUGCGUGGAGAACUAUUGAGUUACAGAUGAUGAAUUCGCUAUGGUGUAAUAUUAAAGAUACGGAUUAAUAUGUUAUCUAUAUACGGGUCUUA